Meriones unguiculatus (Mongolian gerbil) is the source of this 4797-nucleotide messenger RNA. RefSeq names its product kielin cysteine rich BMP regulator (gene Kcp). Gene Ontology annotation, molecular function: protein binding. The record is from RefSeq and is a predicted model, not a curated record. Bases 1 to 4698 code for a protein of 1565 amino acids. The transcript has 39 exons. NCBI's taxonomy places the organism in Eukaryota, Metazoa, Chordata, Mammalia, Rodentia, Muridae.
AUGGCGCGGGCCCGGGCGCCGCUGCUCCCGCUGCUCCCGCUGCUGCUGCCGCUCGGGAUCCUGGCCGGGCGCGGGGUGCGGAGCGUCUCUUCCCAAAUCGGUGCUUUUGCCGACAGCCUCCACCUGCAGGCCAAGCUGGUUCUUGUGCCCGCAGGCGGAGAGGUCUCCAGAGCGCGCCCUAGGCUGGCUGGCCUUGACUAUGGGCAGCAGGCACCGUCCCAUUCCCUGGUCCCUGCUGAGACCCUGGAGGAGAGGCUGGAGCAGCUGGAGACCGAGGUGACCGACCUCAGAAAGCAGAACAGGGACUUGCGAGCCAGGGUGCUGCAGCUAGAGUCCUGUGAGUGCUGGGGGCCGGGUCGCUCCUGUCCCGAAGGAGCUCGCUGGGAGCUGGAUGCUUGCCUGGCCUGCGUGUGCCAUGAUGGGGCCUCACACUGCAGCCCCCGGCCCGGCCUGCCCCACUGCCGAGGCUGCAGCCACCAUGGCCAGUCUUACGGUCCCGGGGAGACCUUCUCCCCAGAUGCCUGCAGCACCUGCCGCUGUCUGGAGGGAACUGUGCAGUGCCGGGGGCCUUCAUGCCCGGAGCUCAACUGUCUGGACAGCUUCACCCCACCUGGAGAAUGCUGCCCCGUCUGCCGGCCAGGCUGUGAGUACGAAGGGCAGCUGCACGAGGAAGGGGCCAGCUUCCUGUCCAGCUCGAACCCAUGCCUCCAGUGCUCCUGUCUGAGGAGCCUGGUCCGGUGUGUGCCUGUGAGCUGCCCGCCAAGCCCCUGCCCCGAGCCAGUCCGGAGGCCUGGGCACUGCUGCCCAGCCUGCCGCGCCUCAGGCUGCACAGAAGGUAACUCUCACAGGGACCAUGGCCAAGAGUGGACAGCUCCUGGAGACCCCUGCCGAAUCUGCCAGUGCCUGGAGGGCCACAUCCGGUGCCGCCAGCGGGCGUGUGCCAGCCUGUGUCCGUAUCCUGCCAGGCCCCUUCCUGGCACCUGCUGCCCGGUGUGUGAUGGCUGCUUCCUGAAUGGGCGGGAGCACAGCAGCGGGGAGCCUGUGUGGUCCCAGGACCCCUGUUCCCGCUGCCGCUGCGCUAACGGGAGCAUCCAGUGUGAGCCUCUGCCCUGCCCACCCGCACCCUGCAGAUCCCCGGGCAGGAUCCCCGGGCAGUGCUGCCCCGCCUGUGAUGGCUGUAACUACCAGGGACACGAAUAUCGGAGCCAGGAGAGUUUCACCCUUCAAGAGAGCGGCCGCUGCCUUCGGUGCCUCUGCCAGGCCGGAGAAGUAUCCUGUGAGGAGCAGGCCUGCCCGAUGGCCCCCUGUGCCCACCCUGCAUCUGGCCCCCAGCUCUGCCCAGCCUGCGUGCUCAAUGGUGAGGAGUUCGCGGAGGGCGCCCAGUGGGAGCCAGAUGGACAGCCCUGUACUGCCUGCUCCUGCCGCCAUGGGGUGCCUGAGUGCGGGCCCGUGCCCUGCCCGCCGGCGCCCUGCCAGCACCCCACCCAGCCGCCUGGUGCCUGCUGCCCCGGCUGCGAGGGCUGUGCCUACCGCGGCCUGGUGUUUGCCAACGGGCAGAACUUCACAGAUGUGGACAGCCCUUGUCACGCCUGCCGCUGCGAGGGCGGGACUGUGAGGUGUUCGUUGAUCAACUGUCCUUCCACAACCUGUGCCACGCCCCAGAAGGGACCAGGCCAGUGCUGCCCCAGGUGUCCAGACUGCGUCCUGGAGACUCAGGUGUUUGUGGAUGGGGAGCGCUUCCCUCACCCGAGAGACCCGUGCCAGGAGUGCCGGUGCCAGGAAGGCCAAGCUCGCUGCCAGCCUCGAGCCUGCCCCAGCGCCCGCUGCGGGCACCCCCUGCCCAGCGCCUGCUGCAGGGCGGACUGCACAGGCUGCGCCUUUGGCGGGAAGGAGUACCCCAACGGAGCGGACUUCCCGCACCCCACCGACCCGUGCCGCUGGUGUGGCUGCCUGGGCGGCACCGUCCAGUGCCUGGCGCGCCGCUGCCCGCCGCUGCCCUGUGCCGAGCCGGCCCUGCCUCCGGGAGAGUGCUGUCCGCAGUGCCCAGAUGCCCCUCCUGACUGCCCGCGGCCGGGCGACACGGCCCCCGCCCGCCCCCCGGACGACCCCUGCAGCCGCUGCCUCUGCCGGGACGGCGCCGUGGCCUGCCAGCGACUGCCGUGCCCCCCUGCGCCCUGCGCGCACCCGCGCCGGGGCCGCUGCUGCCCCUCCUGCCACGGCUGCCUGUACCGGGGGACGGAGUUUGCCAGCGGGGAGCGCUUCCCGGACCCCAGCGCCGCGUGCCACGUGUGCCUCUGCUGGGAGGGCAGCGUUAGCUGCGAGCCCAAGGCGUGUGCCCCCGCGCAGUGCCCCUUUCCCGCCAAGGAAGACUGCUGCCCUGCCUGUGAUGGCUGUGAGUAUCUGGGGGUGUCCUACCUGAGCAGCCAGGAGUUCCCCGACCCCCGGGAACCCUGCAGCCUGUGCACCUGCCUUGGAGGCUUCGUGACUUGCACCCGACGGCCCUGUGAGCCUCCAGCAUGCAGCCACCCACUCACUGUGCCUGGGCACUGCUGCCCGACCUGUCAGGGAUGCCUGUACCUCGGGGUGGCUGCGGCCCUCGGAGAGAGCCUUCCUGACCCUCUUGACCCCGCCUGCUCUGUCUGCACUUGUGAGGAAGGCUCCAUGCGCUGUGGAAAGAAGCCAUGUCCUCCGGCUCUCUGCACGCAGCCCUCCCCAGGCCCCUGCCUGUGCCCUGUCUGUCGCGGCUGCCUCUUUCAAGGCCGGGAGUACCCAGAUGGGGAGGAGUUUGAGGGACCCGAGGGCAGCUGCGAACGCUGCCUCUGCUGGGCCGGCCGCGUGAGCUGUGCCAGGCUUCGGUGCCCGCCUCUGCCCUGCUUGCUUCAGGCCACCGAGCCAGGGACCUGCUGUCCUCGGUGCACAGGCUGCCUCGCCCGUGGGGAGGAGCACCCUGAAGGCAGCAGCUGGGCGCCCGCCGACAGCCCCUGUUCCUCCUGCGUGUGUCACAAGGGCGUCAUCACAUGUGCCCAAAUCCAGUGUGUCAGCGUCUGCGUCCAGCCCGAGCAGGGUCCCGGGGACUGCUGCCCUCGAUGCCCCGGCUGUGAGCACGAGGGCAGGAAGUACGAGCCUGGGGAGAGCUUCCAGCCGGGGGCAGAUCCCUGCGAGGUGUGCCUCUGCGAGCUGCAGCCCGAGGGGGCCCCCAGCCUUCGCUGCCGCCGGCGGCAGUGCCCCAGUCUGGUGGGCUGCCCGCCGGGCCAGCUUGCCCCGGCCGGCCCCGGCCACUGCUGCCCCACCUGCGUGGAGGCUCUGAGGAACUGCACGGAGGACCUGCAGGGGUCUGAGCUGGUGCCAGGGGACCCCUGCUACACCUGCCGGUGUCAGGACCUGACAUGGCUCUGCACGCACCGGGCGUGUCCUGAGCUCAGCUGUCCCCUGUGGGAGCGUCACACAGCCCCUGGCAGCUGCUGCCCCGUGUGUAAGGGCCCCGCGCAGUGGUGCGCGCACCAGGGCCGCCGCGUGGCCUCCGGGGAGCGCUGGGCGGCGGACGCCUGCACCCGCUGCUCCUGCGCGGCGGGGGCCGUGCGCUGCGAGAGCCGGCGCUGCGGGGAGCUCGCGUGCGGCCCGGACGAGACCCCCGCGCUGAGCCCCGGCCGCUGCUGCCCCCGCUGCCUGCCCCGGCCGGCCUCCUGCCUGGCCUUCGGAGGCCCCCACUACCGCACCUUCGACGGCCGCCUGCUGCACUUCCGGGGCGGCUGCAGCUACGUGCUGGCGCGGGACUGCGGGGGCGAGGACUUCAGUGUGCACGUGACCAACGACGCCCGCGGCCGCAGCGGCGUGGCCCGGACCCAGGAGGUGGCGGUGCUGCUGGGCAGCCUGGCUGUGCGGCUGCUGCCGGGCCCGGCGGUCACGGUGGACGGGCUCGCCGUGGCCCUGCCCUUACUCCGGGAGCCGCUGCUCUACGUCGAGCGCCGAGGCCGCACGGUGACCCUGCACGCCCAGCCUGGCCUCCAGGUGCUGUGGGACGGGCAGGCCCAGGUGGAGGUGCGGGUCCCCGGCUCCUACCGCGGCCGCACCUGCGGGCUGUGUGGGAACUUCAACGGCCUGGCCCAGGACGACCUGCAGGGCCCCGACGGGAGGCCCCGGCGCUCGGAGGCCGCCUUCGGGAACAGCUGGAAGGUCCCCGAGGGCCCAGGGCCCGGGCGGCCUUGCCCCGCGGGCCGGGAGGUGGACCCGUGCCGGGCCGCCGGCUACCGCGCCCGGCGCGAGGCCAACGCGCGCUGCGGGGCGCUCAAGGGCCCGUCGUUCCGUCGCUGCCACGCCGUGCUGCCGCCCGAGCCCUUCUUCGCCGCCUGCGUGUACGAUCUGUGCGCCUGCGGCCCGGGGCCCGCGGCCGGCGCCUGCCUGUGCGCCGCCCUGGACGCCUACGCCGGCCUGUGCCGCCAGGCGGGCGCCGCCCCCGAGGGGAGGACCCCGACGGCCUGCGUGCCGGGCUGCCCCGCGGACCGCGGCUUCGUGUUCGCCGAGUGUGGACCGCCCUGUCCCCGAACCUGCUUCAACCGGCACCUGGCCCCGGGGGAGCUGGCGGCCCAGUGCGCGAGGCCCUGCGUGCCCGGCUGCCAGUGCCCCGCGGGCCUGCUGGAGCACGAGGGCCACUGCGUCCUGCCGGAGGCCUGCCCGCCCGUCCUGCUGGCUGGAGACUAGCUGCCGCGGCCUCAGCCGGGUCCGCCCGCCCAGAAGCCACGCCCGGGGCCCGGGGAGCGGGGCCGGCCUCCCCGCCGCAUAGGAAUAAACGCCACCUUG